Molecule: messenger RNA, 2561 nt
Organism: Lucilia sericata (common green bottle fly)
Lineage: Eukaryota; Metazoa; Arthropoda; Insecta; Diptera; Calliphoridae
Gene: nvy
Product: protein CBFA2T2
Exons: 7
Coding region: 1-1959 (652 amino acids)
Biological process (GO): negative regulation of DNA-templated transcription; DNA-templated transcription
Cellular component (GO): nucleus
Molecular function (GO): transcription corepressor activity
Source: RefSeq, a predicted model, not a curated record
AUGAGAGGCACUUUACUUGGACAUGUACACAAUGUUAUGCAACAACAUUCAAACAACCAACAGCAGCAGCAAAGCCAACGACAACAUCAGCAAAAACAUGAACAUUUUGUGAAACAUGCCACUUCAAAUUCUUCCAGCAGCAGUAAAGAUUCCAAUACAACCACGUCUAACGGCAACAAUUCCAAUCCGGGUACCAAUCCCACCGGUACAACCAAUAACUCGCGUUCCUGCCGCACACCCGACUCACCCGAAUCUGCCAGAGCAGUAGCUCCUCGCUCACCCAUGUCUCCGCAAUUGCAUCAACAUCACUCCAGUUUGGCACCGCCGCCCAGACCUAAUCGCAAUGCUAGUGCUUCACCGGUUAUAAAUGGUGCUACGACCACACCGCCGCCUCAACCGUCGGUGCAGAGUGCACAGGCGGCUGUAGCAGCGGCUGCAGCAGCUGCUGCUCAUGUCGAACAGGCCCGUUUGUUGGGUAAAAUACGUAAAUUUUUAGGAUCUCUAGUGCAAUUGGCCCAAGAUGUUCAUCCCGAUGUUAGUGAUCGUGUAAGAGCUUUAGUUCUUUCUUUGGGCAGUGGUGGCAUAAGUAUCGAUGAAUUUCGCAUGGCUCUACAGGAGGCCAUUAAUUUGCCUUUGAGGCCGUAUGUCAUUCCACUAUUGAAGAAUCAUAUUUCCUUGCUGCAAAGAGAGAUUGUGGCCUUGGCUCGUGCCACUAAUCAGACCACUCUGCAAUAUGUAACCACCAAUGAAAAUUCAGUUAUGGAAUUUUCCCCUCACGGGCCACCAGCCGAAUACAGUGACAUUUUUGUGCAAAUUGACAGUCAAUCUAAUGGUAAUUCGGCUACAAGUCUGGUAUUUAAAAGACGACCCUCGGACACUUUAAUGGAGCCGCAUGCUCAUAAUGGUGCUCAAGAAUGGAAUGAUUAUAUGGCCGCUUAUCCGCCAGCCAAACGUUUGCAUGCCCAUAAUCCCCACCCCUCCCAAAGUGAAUCACGCAUACCAUUUGCCUCCGCCCAGCCAACCAUAUUCGAUUAUUCCACUUCUGGAGCAAAUGCGGCACAGAGCGAAGGUUCAUUUAGUAAUCUAAUGGAAAAGUCCAAUCAUCGAGAUGAACGUGAUCUUAGAUCCUCCGUUAAUGCAGAUGCCGCUUCUCAUCGCCCUUUGGCUCGUUCAGUUAUGCCAACCGCUAGCAGUGGUCCGGGUGGUGGAGGACCUGGUGGCUCUUCCGGUGCCCAGGGUGAGGAGGAAUGGAAAAAUAUACACACCAUGUUGAAUUGUAUUUCCGCCAUGGUGGAUAAAACUAAACGAGCUAUAACGAUACUACAGCAGAGAGGCGUUGAACCGCAGCAGCCCAAUUAUGGUGAGAUAACACCGGCCACUCUAAUGGAAAUACGAAGGCAAACCGAAGAAAAGGUGGCCGAAUUUAAACGCAAUGCAGAAGAUGCUGUUAAUCAAGUCAAACGUCAAGCUGUCAUUGAAAUCCAAAGAGCCGUCGUGGCAGCCGAGACUCGUGCCGCCGAAGUUAUGGCCCAGGAACGUUUACGCAUGGAAAAGUUUUUCGUUGAAAUGAGUCGACAUUCCGGCAGCGAAAGAGAAAUCGAUAAUAAAUCACCCUCCAUUGCUGCAAGUCAAAAUGCCUGUUGGAAUUGUGGUCGUAAGGCAACAGAGACAUGUUCGGGUUGUAAUUUAGCACGUUACUGUGGUGCUUUCUGUCAGCACAAGGACUGGGAACAUCAUCAUCAGAUUUGCGGCACCACACGAACAACCGAUCUAUCAACAAAGCACGCUUCCCAAGUUAUACCACUGACGGCCAAUAUACGCGGCGCAUUAACACGAUCACCACCCACACCCUCACAACCGCCAGCCCAUUCGCAGGCGGCACAAAAUCAAGCAACAUCAACAGCAUCUAACGCACCGCAGCCGAGUUCAUUGGUGGCCAAUGGCAUCGGUUCCAAAUGACGUAUUCGCAUGAUGAAACCCAAAAAGAAAUAUAUGUGCUAGUCAAAUUAAAUAUACACACACACACAAAAAUACACACACCACUAUUAUUAAUUAAAUUAAAACACAAAACAAUUAUUAAAAACUACUUAAAUAUUAAUUUAAAACUUAAAAAAAAAAAUCAUUAAAAAAUAACAAAAAAAAAACACAUUUUUAAAUUUAAGAAUUUUUAACUUGAGAAAAAUUUUAAAUUAUUCAAAGAGUAAAAUUAAUAGAAAAAAAAAAAACAAAAACAAUUUAAAAUAAAAUCCCACUACAACAAUUACAGCAAACCAAAAAAGCAAAUAAAUAAUUAAAAUUUAAAAAAAAAAAUAUAAAAUAAAAAUUAAUUCAUAAUAACAAAAGCAGAAAUAGUAAUAGAUGUUUUAUCACUUUCCUCAAAUUCUCUCUACAACACUGUGAGUUCAUUUUCUCUCUUUUGCUCGAACCUGCUAAAAACUCUUUGAAUUGAACACUGCAGUCUUUUUGAAUCUCUUUUAUUUACUCUCAGAGUAAAGAUCAAUAUUAAUUUGCAUUUGUUUUUACAAAUUUUCUCAACAAAUGGAUUUUUUUAAUUAAUUUUU